AGCAACAGCCUGUAUGUAUAGAUGAAAUACACUGAGAUAGAAGACAGGACACUUACUAGAUCUACUGUAGACCUAAAUCACCCAAAAGACCUACGCCCAAACGCCUCAUACACAGGUUGUCCUAUCGAUACUGAGGACAAUGAAGACCCCCCUAUGGGCCCUGUUGCUGCUGUGUCUCUGUGUUCUGGGACACUGUAGUGACUGCCAGGAGGACUGCCUGGCCUGUAGCCACAUCCUACCCCAGGAGAUCAACUUUAACACACUGGUAUGUCUGGUGGAGUGUGACAGUAACGUCUCCCCUGCCUUCAUUUGGGACCUGUGUCGCAAGGUCUUGGCACCGCCACAGUUACCAUUCCUGUCCAUAGGGGGCGCUGACAUGCUGAAACGGGCCCAGGAGGAGGUGGAGGCCAUGCUGCCAGAGGAAGAAGAGGAACAGGGGGAUGAGGGGCUGAUGUACCCAGCAGCCCUGCAGAGGUUUGACCACGUGGCCCGUGCUCUGGGGACAGACGAGCUGGGCAGUGAGAGACAGCUAACCCUCGCCGAUGCUGCCUACAACUCCCAGCUGCCCCGGGAAAUGGAGGAAAUGGAUGAGGAAGAGGGGGAUAGCGCGACAGAGAAAGAGCAGGACGGACCGGCAGGGAUAAGUUUGUCAAAGCGCUUUGGGGGGUUCCUGAAGGGAAGGCACGGCUACAGGAAAUUGAUGGGCCCUGGAAGGCCCUUGCAGAAGCGCUACGGUGGGUUCAUAGGCGUCCGGAAAUCUGCCCGCAAGUGGAACAACCAGAAACGCUUCAGUGAGUUCCUGAAGCAGUACCUGGGCAUGAGCACCCGAGCCAGCAAGUCCUACAACAGUUACUCCACUGACAUCACCCAACAGAACGAGGUGUAGCCAUGCCCAAAGCAACCGUAUCCCUGCCAUAACCUAGCAAAACCCAGACCCUCCCCUAAAUAUUCAAAUCCGUCACCACGGUGGUGAUUAAACUUCUGUUCUGAACACAACCUCUCAUGAAAAUCCACACUGGAGCAUUAUAGAUUCAGUCUUGUAUAUUUCUCAUUGAUAGCGAUAUCAACAUAUCAUGAAGAAAAGCUAAAAAAAAAA
Molecule: messenger RNA, 1096 nt
Organism: Oncorhynchus mykiss (rainbow trout)
Lineage: Eukaryota; Metazoa; Chordata; Actinopteri; Salmoniformes; Salmonidae
Product: prepronociceptin-like
Biological process (GO): neuropeptide signaling pathway; chemical synaptic transmission; sensory perception
Cellular component (GO): neuronal cell body; axon terminus; dendrite
Molecular function (GO): opioid receptor binding
Source: RefSeq, a predicted model, not a curated record